Messenger RNA from Monomorium pharaonis (pharaoh ant), 2290 nucleotides. Its product is annotated as urea transporter 1. Gene Ontology annotation, biological process: urea transmembrane transport. Lineage: Eukaryota; Metazoa; Arthropoda; Insecta; Hymenoptera; Formicidae. The transcript has 10 exons. Gene Ontology annotation, cellular component: membrane. Gene Ontology annotation, molecular function: urea transmembrane transporter activity. Bases 861 to 2114 code for a protein of 417 amino acids. The record is from RefSeq and is a predicted model, not a curated record.
ACAUGUGUCGAGAUAUAGGCAAUAUUAUUUUUAACAAAAAUAUGUGUUGUUUAGUGUUCUAUUUUCUAUUUUUUUUAUAAAAGUUUAAAAUAAUAAAUAACUAUUAUUUACUUCAACAUAAUAUACUCUUUAUUGAUUGUAGUUAUCGUAAAAAACACAACACAGUCUUAAUUUGUAUCUAUUUCAAGAACACACUAAUUAACAUAGUAUAAGUUAUGAUAAUUAACGCAUCGUGGUUUACUAUGGUGCGUUAAUUAACACAUACAUUAGAAAGUAAAACCAUCUGUCCUAAAUCGAAUGUUUAAAUUGACAGUGGUUUCAGUAGCUUCGGUAUGUUCGGAUCGUUCUUUUAAUUAUGAUAUGAAAAGAAAGGCUAAAUGCAUUUAAAAAAUAAGGAUUAUAAACACAGUGUUUUUACGUUUUAAAAUUCACACUGAGCUUGCUCGUUUCCUAUUUAUUGACGUAAGUUGACACAAGCAUUAUUUUUUUUGUAUUCAAUGAGUAACAAAAAUAGAACGACGCUAAACGGAAAGUAUCCAUUAAACAUAUUCAUGUAAUUAGUUUAUGAAAAAAGUUGUUUAAAUCAUAAUCUUUAAAGUCUUGUCUUAUAAUUCAUAAUAAUUUAUAUUGAAGUUUAAUCAUUUAUAGAGAUUGGCGUGUGUAUAUGAUCGCCAGACUGUGCUACAUUUAUCAAUGUUUGCAGUUUUAAUGCGACGGGAUGUAACACGUGCUUUUAUUGCUCUUUAAAUGUACACGAAUAUGCUGCAAAUGUGUUAACUGUGUAUGGUGGGGAUGUUGGAUGUAGUAACUAAGAACGUCACUCUGACAUGCGAUUUUGAUACUAUUUGUCGUUACGCGCGAUGAUUUCUACGAAAGAGCUACCAGUAGAAUUACGACAAGAAAAAACAUGGGUAGCGUUCGUAGGAGACUUCGCGAUUUUGAAGGAAUUCUUUGCGCACAAGAGGCGACGACUUUGGCACGCGGUACAAUUACUUGAUGCUUUUCUACGUGGAUUCGGACAGACAGUUUUUGCGAAUAAUCCUCUCAGCGGGCUGCUGAUAAUAGUUACCUUGGCUGCGGUAACUCCAGGUACAUUGGCGUUGUCUGCAGCCACUGCCGGCCUUGGCCUCUUACUGUCCGUGCUCAUACGAGAACCUGACGAAAUCAUAGAAAAUGGAAUAAGCACCUUCAAUCCCGUUCUGGUCGGAGCGAUAUCGUAUAUUCUGAUACCGCAGAUUUAUGGAAGCUUCGAUGCCUUCAGUUUCCUGCUCGUGUUCCUGGCGACAAUAUUCAGUGUUUAUCUCUCGCGGUCCCUGAGAAGCGAUAAAUUCCCAUGCAUAGCGUGGCCAUUUAACUUGGUGGAGUUUGCGUUGAUUUUCGCCCUCUCAACGCAGAAUGGCGCGGACAUGGUGGCCAAGUCUGUGGAUCCAGUGUUUGAAAUGCACAAUGCAACAAGUGAGACGACGACGACGACGAUGAUGACGACAACGGACGACGCCGGUCUCUUACACGAGCAGAAUGCGAGCAGCGCUUACAUCGACUGGGGAAUGCUUGUACGAGGCAGCGUUGUGUCCGCGUCACAGCUGCUCGGGGUCGAUAAUGUGAUCGUUGGCUGCGUCAUGUAUCUCGCGAUGUUGAUAUACUCUCCUAUCUCGACCGCGUUUUCGUACUUCGGCGCUCUCUGCGGGACACUCGCAGGCUUGGAGCUCGGAGCGGACAGGCAUCGGAUCUACGGCGGGUUAUGGGGGUACAACAGUCUCUUGACUGGGGCCGCUUUGGGAGGAAAUCUGUUGGUGCUGAACGGUCAAACAGCCGUCGCCACUAUCAUGGCAAUUAUUUACACUACACUUCUGCAGUACGCCAUGGAAUCGAUAUUUGUAAAAGCGCAGCUACCGGUGCUGACGCUGCCGUACGUGACGGCGACUUCGUUGUUUCUAAAAUUGAGCGAAGGCAAGGAAGAUCCAACGUUUCCGUCGCCCGUAUCGAUCACCUUCCCCGAGAAAGAGCGUCAUCGUUAUCUCGCCCGACGCGCGGCAUUUCGUGAGGAAGUUGCUGCGGAAGAACUUCAGCUCGUCACUGGGAAUGAAAGGAAGCCAACCUCGUCGGAUAAUUAACGGCUUAUCCUUCUCCUUAAGUAAUAUGUAAUUAUUCAAAGUUUACUAUUACGUAAUAGGAGGUAAUUUUAAACGUAUCGUCUUAAUCGUUUAAAAUAAUCUCCUACCUUUUUUAAAUAUUUAUACAAGUGGUGUAUUUAUGCUCGAUUAAUAAUUAAUGAUUUAGCUGGAUUGAA